Messenger RNA from Knipowitschia caucasica, 1755 nucleotides. Lineage: Eukaryota; Metazoa; Chordata; Actinopteri; Gobiiformes; Gobiidae. The record is from the annotation of a GenBank genome assembly.
AUGAUCACGUUACGCAGCGCCGUUCUCAGUGAUCACAGCCGCUGGAGGAACAUCCGUCCAGAGGACCUGCUGUCCAGAGGAACCUCUGUCCAGAGGACCUGCUGUCCAGAGGAACCUGCUGUCCAGAGGAAUCUCUGUCCAGAAGACCUGCUGUCCAGAGGAACCACUGUCCAGAGGACCUGCUGUCCAGAAGACCUGCUGUCCAGAGGACCUGCUGUCCAGAGGAACCUCUGUCCAGAGGACCUGCUGUCCAGAAGACCUGCUGUCCAGAGGAACCUCUAUCCAGAGGAACCUCUGUCCAGAGGACCUGCUGUCCAGAAGACCUGCUGUCCAGAGGAACCUCUGUCCAGAGGACCUGCUGUCCAGAAGACCUGCUGUCCAGAGGACCUGCUGUCCAGAGGACCCUCUGUCCAGAGGACCUGCUGUCCAGAGGAACCUGCUGUCCAGAGGACCUGCUGUCCAGAGGACCUGCUGUCCAGAGGAACCUCUGUCCAGAAGACCUGCUGUCCAGAAGACCUGCUGUCCAGAGGAACCUCUGUCCAGAGGACCUGCUGUCCAGAAGACCUGCUGUCCAGAGGAACCUCUGUCCAGAAGACCUGCUGUCCAGAGGAACCACUGUCCAGAGGACCUGCUGUCCAGAAGACCUGCUGUCCAGAGGACCUGCUGUCCAGAGGACCUGCUGUCCAGAAGACCUGCUGUCCAGAGGAACCUCUAUCCAGAGGAACCUCUGUCCAGAGGACCUGCUGUCCAGAAGACCUGCUGUCCAGAGGAACCUCUGUCCAGAGGACCUGCUGUCCAGAAGACCUGCUGUCCAGAGGACCUGCUGUCCAGAGGACCCUCUGUCCAGAGGACCUGCUGUCCAGAGGAACCUGCUGUCCAGAGGACCUGCUGUCCAGAGGACCUGCUGUCCAGAGGACCUGCUGUCCAGAGGGACCUGCUGUCCAGAGGACCUGCUGUCCAGAGGGACCUGCUGUCCAGAGGACCUGCUGUCCAGAGGGACCCUCUGUCCAGAGGACCUGCUGUCCAGAGGGACCUGCUGUCCAGAGGAGCUGCUGUCCAGAGGACCUGCUGUCCAGAGGACCUGCUGUCCAGAGGACCUGCUGUCCAGAGGACCCUCUGUCCAGAGGACCUGCUGUCCAGAGGACCCUCUGUCCAGAGGACCCUCUCCACGACUCUGUGAAGCUGAUCAAGUUCGCGGACGACACCACCCUCAUUGGACUCAUCUCCAACAACGAUGAGUCCGCCUACAGGAGGGAGGUGGACCGGCUGGUGUCCUGGUGCAGUGGUAACAACCUGGAGCUGAACGCCCAGAAGACAGUGGAGAUGAUUGUGGACUUCAGGAAGAGCACUGUCCCCCCGCCCCCACCCUCCGUGAUGGACUCCCCCAUCACCUCUGUGGAGUCCUUCCGUUUCCUGGGCACCACCAUCACCCAGGACCUCAAGUGGGAGCCGACCAUCAGCUCCCUCAUCAAGAAGGCCCAGCAGAGGAUGUACUUCCUGCGGCAGCUCAGGAAAGCCAAGCUGCCUGCACAGAUGUUGGUGCAGUUCUACACGGCCAUCAUCGAGUCCAUCCUCACCUCCUCCAUCACCUCCUCCAUCACCUCCUCCAUCAGCUCCUCCAUCACCUCCUCCAUCACCUCCUCCAUCACCUCCUCCAUCACCUCCUCCAUCACCUCCUCCAUCACCUCCUCCAUCACCUCCUCAUCACCUCCUCCAUCACCUCCUCCAUCACCUCCUCCAUCACCUCCUCCAUAA